Molecule: messenger RNA, 3184 nt
Organism: Catharus ustulatus (Swainson's thrush)
Lineage: Eukaryota; Metazoa; Chordata; Aves; Passeriformes; Turdidae
Gene: B3GALT6
Product: beta-1,3-galactosyltransferase 6
Exons: 1
Coding region: 229-1245 (338 amino acids)
Biological process (GO): glycosaminoglycan biosynthetic process
Cellular component (GO): membrane
Molecular function (GO): UDP-galactosyltransferase activity
Source: RefSeq, a predicted model, not a curated record
CCGCCCCUUCCCCCUGUGCGGGAACCGCGGGAGCCGCGGCAGGAGCAGGGACGGAACCGCCGCUUUCCCGAGGAGAAGGCGGCGAGCUCAGGAGAGCCAUGAAACCACCCCAGCGCGGCAGCGAGGCGCGGUGAACGCUGCUGCACGAAGCUUGUCCCCUCUGCUGUCCCCUCCGGUGGCCGUUCCCGCCUAAACGCGGCGGGCGUGGCCGUGAGGGGCCCCGCGGCCAUGAAGGCGCUGCGGCGGCUCAGCCGGCACCGCACCGCGCUGGGGCUCGGCGGGCUCUCGCUCUGCGCCGCCGUCCUGCUCUACCUCGCCAAGUGCACCUCGGAGGGGCUGCGCCCGCUGCCCGCGCCCCCCGCGCUCCCGCACAGCCAGCCCGGCCGCGGGGCCCGCGCCGCGCCCCCGCCCGCCGCUGAGGGCAGCGCCUUGCUGGCCGUGGUGGUGAUGAGCGGCCCCAAGUACAGCGAGCGGCGCAGCAUCAUCCGCAGCACCUGGAUGGCGGCGGCGCGGCAGGCGCCUCACGGCCCCGUCUGGAGCCGCUUCGUGGUGGGCACGGCGGGGCUGAGCGCCGAGGAGCUGCGGGGCCUGGAGCUGGAGCAGAGCCGGCACCGAGACCUGCUGCUGCUGCCGGAGCUGCGCGACUCGUACGAGAACCUCACGGCCAAGGUGCUGGCUACCUACGUGUGGCUGGACGCGCACCUGGACUUCCAGUUCGCCCUCAAGGCUGACGACGACACCUUCGUGCGCUUGGAUGUGCUGGUGGAGGAGCUGAGGGCCAAGGAGCCGCGGCGCCUCUAUUGGGGCUUCUUCUCGGGCCGCGGGCGGGUGAAAUCGGGGGGGAAAUGGAAGGAGAGCGCCUGGCUGCUGUGUGAUUAUUACCUGCCCUACGCGCUGGGUGGUGGAUACGUGAUCUCCGCCGACCUGGUGCGCUACCUGCGCCUCAGCAGGGACUACCUGAACCUGUGGCAGAGCGAGGACGUGUCCCUGGGGGUCUGGCUGGCGCCCAUCGACGUGAAGAGAGUGCACGACCCCCGCUUCGACACCGAGUACAAAUCGCGCGGCUGCAACAACAAAUACAUCGUGACUCACAAGCAGAGCAUCGAGGACAUGCUGGAGAAGCACCAGACGCUGGCCAAGGAAGGGAAGCUGUGCAAGGAGGAGGUGAAACUGCGCCUUUCCUACAUGUACGACUGGGGAGUGCCUCCCUCGCAGUGCUGCCAGAGGAAGGAUGGCAUCCCCUGAAAGGAGACACGGCGUGAUGGGCUCUGCUCGCUGUGACACCGGAGAAUCCCGUGGAAAAAAUGGAAUUCUCGCCUCAGUUUCUCCCUCAGAACAUUGGGCAUAAAGGGUUUGGGGUGCAGGCGUGGCUGGAUUUAGGGAAUUGUGGUUGAUUAGGUUCGGGAUUCCUGGAAUUUCCCACUCCAUAUCCAUGGACAGACUUCCCAAAUCACAGCCCGGUGCUGUGGAUCCAUAAUUCCAGCAGAACUGAGCUGCUAAAAUGGAAUUUUGGCCUCAGUUUCUCCCUCAGAACCCCUGAGGCACUGAUCCCAAAGGCUUUGGGAUGCAGGCCUGGCUGGGUUUAGGGAAUUGCAGUUAAUUGGAGUCAGGGGUUAAUUAAUCUAGAAAAGAUUUUGCACAGCUCGUUCUGGCACCCCGGGACUCCCUGGGAGCUGCUGACGUGGCAUGGUUGGAAAUGCUUAAAAAAACAAAAUAAAAUAGGUGACAGAAAGCCCAGAAAAAGGCCAAAUGCCUGGAUGGGAGGCAAAUAAAAGGUGACAAAACACAGAGAGUAUAAAAAGCCAGGAGAGAGAGAACUGGAAUGGAAAGUUUGAAGAGAUUCUGAUAUUUAUUUGCUAAAGGUCACGCUGAGUUUUGAUGGUGAUAAGACUGAAAUGAGGCUGCUGUUGAUUCCUUGGCAAGGAAAUGACAACAGGGAAGAGCCCAGACUGGGAACAGGUUCUUGCCAGGGGCAGAAAUUGAAUUUAUUUUAAUUUAGGAGAUUUUUUUUUGGCUUUGCAAAGCCUUCAGGUGUUGUUUGGAGUUCAUUUCCCUCCAACACUCAAGAACUCCCUGGCUGCUCCAAGACAUUGCAGGCUUCAAAUUUAGAUUUAUUUUUAAUAAAAUGAGCAGAAGAAUUGAGCAGUGGGAGUUUCAAAAAGCUUUUUUUAUCCCCAAAGGUGGGGAUUUAAGGUAUGAAAAUGAACUUUGUGAACCCCCACCCCAAAAAUACAACUUUGAGAACUUUAUUUCACACUAGAAAAAAAAAAUCACAUUUAGGUGCUCAAAGCUGGGGGAAUUCCCUCUUUCUCUCCAAAAAUUCCAUGUAGAAGAACUCCAUUAAUUAAUUAAAAUGGAAUUAAUUACAUCCAGAGAUGGGAUUUUCCUCUCAGUCCUGGCUAAUCAGGGCUCAGACAUUAUUUAUUUAUCUCCAAACCUGGAAUUCAAACAUUUUUCAGUGGCAGCUGCUCCAAAAUUUUUCCAGUCCCCUGUGCCAGCUGCAGCUCCUGCAGCCUGAGUGGUUUUUACUUUGUAAAUGUCAAAUUUCAUUUUUUAAAUGUCUUUUUUUUUGGUGAUUUUUAUUUUUUUUUUGGUGUUUGUUGCACUCUGCACUUUCAUUCCCAUUCCAUUCCCUCCUUCCCAACUCUGGCUGGAAGAGACAAAUGGCAAAGAAAAAUUAAAAAUAAAAAUUUUUAAAAAGUGCCAAUUUCUCUUUCUUUUUGCUUCUUAGCAAAAUUAGGAAUUUUAGGAAUUAGGAAUACCAAAGGGAGCAAUUAUGUUGUUUAUUUAUUUUGUUACUCUCUUGUUUUAAUUAAUUAAUUAUUGAAGAUUAAAAAUCUUCAGAAGAUUUUUUUUCUAUUUUGAGAAUUUCAAGGCAUUUUUUUCCUUAAACAAAAACUAAAAUCCUGCAAAAACUCUUCUUAUUUUAGCAUGUUAAACUCAAUUAUAAUAAUUGUAAUUAUUAUGAUGAUAAUAAUUAUUAUUAUAAUGCAUGCUUAGGGAUUACCAGGGAGUAUUUUUUCCCAAAAUAUCCUAUUCCAAAAGAGGAAUUUUCCAAGAAGACACCAAACUCCAGUUUUUAAACAUCCAUUUGCCAUCUGAGGUUCAUUAAUGUUGUCUGUAAAUGUGAUUAAUUACCUGUAAUGUGAAUAUUUAUUUAUAAUUAUAUUUAUUUAUCAUUCUU